CGUGCAUGCAAUAUGAGUUUCAAAUUUUAGUUGCUAUAGCGACGCGUGUUAUGAAUUCUGACUGAAUAUAUACACUCGAACCGAUCACUGCCUGUUGGUUGAGAGACGAGGCGAAUUUACAGACUUUUGCAGACUAUUUUCUGUGCGAAUCUUGUGACUUUGAAGCUGUUCGGAGGAUUUCUGAGAGGAGACUUUUAUUCUAGAAGACAUCGCAGGAUAUAUCCUUUUUAUAGAAAGUUAUAUUUUUGAAAGAGUUCCUAUUAUUUUUGAGGAUACUUUUAUUUUAUUGUUCUUCUCUUAGUUUAGAAGGAGUUUGUUUUUAUUUAAUUUUUUUAUUAAUUUUUGUUUUAUUUUAUUUAUUUAUUUAUUUUUUCUUGGGAGGAGUAUUUCUGAGGAGAGUUGUAUUUUAUUGUAUUGCAUCUUGUAUUGUAUUUUGUAUAGUUUUUAUUGCAGGAAGAUGUCGAUGGGUGAAAUAGGAGACCCAGUUCUGAUGAUCAGGAUCCGCUGCCAGACACAGAGCCAGGAGCUUCCUGGAUAUUUAACACCUCUGUCUUCUGAGGCUGUUUCUAUGUCCACAGGUCAGGUUCACAUCAACGUUGAUGCAGUGUCCAGGUCCGACAGCUUCGAUGGAUUGCUGUGCCCUCCGCUGCCAGGUCAAGUUCCUGCUGAGCCAAAGGAGACGUCAAGUGGCCUAACUGCCCAGGGUGCCAUGGAGGCUUCUCCUGUGAGCGAGAGCUCAACAGAAAAACCUACAGAACGCAGGAAGAGGAAAAUAAUUUGUUCUUUCCUCAACAGGCUGUGGAAGGCGAUGAAGAGUCCUUUCCGGUGCUGUUGCCCCUGUAGUCAUGUGAAUGUUGUGGAGCCUGAUGUCCCUCCACCAGAUCUGGAGCCAGAGCCUGAUCCCGAGCCACCAUCACCUGCUCCAGAUCACUCCCGCGUCAAGCCAAUUAACGAGUCCUUUGAGUCUCUGUAUAACGUGGGAGAGAUGCUUGGAUCUGGAGGAUUUGGCAGGGUGUACAAGGGAACCCGCAAAUUUGAUGGCAAAAAGGUUGCCAUCAAGCAGAUGCUCAAGAUUGACAACGAUCGUUAUCUUCAUAUUCCUGGGCAUCCCAAACCUCUGGUUACUGAAGUGGCGCUGCUGCUGAUGAUGAGGCGAGAACCCAUAAGCCCCUUCGUCAUACAUCUAUACGAGUGGUUUGAACAUCCUCAAACAUUCACUCUCGUUAUGGAGUACCCGGAACCCUGCGGGAGCCUGCAUGACUUCAUCACCCGUAACCCUCAGCUGUGUGAACCAGCCGCACAGGUCAUCAUGCUACAGGCUCUGCUGGCGGUACGACACUGCAUCGAGCAUGGUGUUUUUCACCAUGACAUCCAUGCUCAGAAUUUCCUGUUGAACAAAGACACGUUUCAUCUCACGCUGAUAGACUUUGGCUGUGGUCAGCUAUUUAGUAGUGAUGGCUAUGAGAGCGACAUAUACAUUGGAGCGCCGGAUUACUGCCCACCUGAAGUCCUGACCAAACCUCGCUUCCACGCCAUCCCAACAAAUGUCUGGGCGCUAGGAGUCUUGUUGUACAAGAUGGUGAACGCAUGUGGUCCUUUUCGCAGUAGAAGAGAAAUCACACAGGCCAAAAUUACAUUUCAGAACUCCACAUUAUCCGAAGAAUGUACAGAUCUGAUUAGCCAGUGCCUAGCCCGGGAUCCAACUAAACGGCCUACGUUAGAGCAGAUGUUUCAGCAUGAAUGGAUUACAAGUGAUCUAGAUUGGGAAAGUUCAGGAGAUUCAAUCCGUCUGUGAUUUCAGGAAAUAACAUACUUGCUGUCCUUGAUGGAAGACUUGACCCGAAUCCUGAAGUCCAACCCCAAACUGACAGGGAACUCAGAGCCCGUCCACGUCUGAGCAAGAACGCGAGAGACUGCGAGACUGGAACCAAAUCAUCACGGCCACAUUUGCUUUGAUUUAAAAGUCAUUUUUGCUUUGUUUUUUUAAAAAGACAAGACACGUCAUCUUUAUUUAUAUAGCGCCUUGUAUAUGACCAAUCUGUACAUAUGUAUAUAUCAUGUUUUGAAUUAAAGAAAUGUUUUUUAACAGUCUCGGCCUAUGAGGAACCUUUGAAGUGAAAAGGCAAAGACCUAUUUUUGUGCUUCCCAAAAUAAAACUAAAUAAAAAUGUAAAUAAAAAUCUAUAUGA
Molecule: messenger RNA, 2188 nt
Organism: Megalobrama amblycephala (Wuchang bream)
Lineage: Eukaryota; Metazoa; Chordata; Actinopteri; Cypriniformes; Xenocyprididae
Product: serine/threonine-protein kinase pim-2-like
Exons: 9
Coding region: 458-1795 (445 amino acids)
Biological process (GO): regulation of mitotic cell cycle; negative regulation of apoptotic process; protein autophosphorylation
Cellular component (GO): cytoplasm
Molecular function (GO): protein serine/threonine kinase activity; ATP binding
Source: RefSeq, a predicted model, not a curated record